AUGGAGAACUUUCUAUUCAUGAACGAAGUUGGGAAGGGAGGAUUUGGAUGCGUGUAUCGAGCGAUCGACAGAAGGAGCGGUGAAAUUGUUGCGAUCAAGAAACUGAGAAACCGUUUAAGUAGUUGGGAGGAUUGCUUGAAUCUCACGGAAGUGAAAUCGCUUCGACGAAUCAAACAUCCCAAUGUGGUGAAUCUGAAAGAAGUGAUCAUGGAAAACAAUGUCGUCUUUAUGGUAUUUGAAUACAUGCCCUGGGACUUCUACGAACUUUUGCGAGGAAGACAACGCAGCAAAGAUAGAUUAUCGGAGGCAGAAAUUCGUACGUGGUGUCUCCAGGUGUUUCAAGGAUUGGCUCAUGUUCACGGUCAAGGAUAUUUUCACCGUGAUCUUAAGCCUGAAAAUUUGUUGGUUAGUAAUUACAAUGUCAUGAAGAUUGCUGAUUUUGGUCUUUCCAAGGAAAUAGGAAAUUCAGAUAUACCUUUCACGGAUUAUGUUGGUACUCGUUGGUAUCGCGCGCCUGAGGUCUUGAUGGGAUCAUACGUGUACGGGUCUGAAGUUGACAUGUGGGCGAUGGGAGUUAUCAUGGCAGAAAUGUUCAUCUUGCGUCCUCUGUUUCCUGGCAUGAAUAAUCAACUUCACAAAAUUUGCAGCGUCAUAGGCAGUCCAACAAUGGAGACUUGGCCUAGUGGAAUAUAUCUCGCAAAGGCCCUGGCGAACUAUGAGUUUCCAGAGAUUCCUGCUGUGAAUUUCUCAAGCUUAAUUCCAUCUGCAAGUGAAGCUGCGAUUGAUUUGAUUUCGAAACUUUGUUCUUGGGAUCCUCUCAAGAGACCAUCUGCUGCUGAAGCUCUGCAACAUCCGUUCUUUCAUAACCACUUGCGUGUUAAGCCGAAGGAACGAGUGAAGAAGAUAGCUUUAAUUCAACCACCGCCAGGUUUCAUUACCAAGACUGCGAACGUAGGUUCAUUAUACCCGCCACCAGGCUUCGUCUCCGAAAUCAACAAAGCUGUGCAGUACUGCGAGCCGAAGAAAAAAUUGAUAAGUAAUGCGAAUUAUUCAUGUAUAACAGAAACUAAAACUUCCGGAUUCUAUCAGUUGAUAGAGAAUAUUCACAAUAACGCAGAUCUUCGAGUACUUCGUGGACUAUGGAAUGGGACCCAAGGUAGAAACUGUGGACAUGAACAAGGGGUUCCAUGGAAUGGGAGUGACGUACUUGCCUUCACUACUCGAUUAGUACCUCCUUGGGAUAAGUCUCGUUACCCUCCUUUUCCUCCGCAACUCCCCACUAUAACUCCCUUUUGA
Messenger RNA from Carica papaya (papaya), 1296 nucleotides. NCBI's taxonomy places the organism in Eukaryota, Viridiplantae, Streptophyta, Magnoliopsida, Brassicales, Caricaceae. The record is from RefSeq and is a predicted model, not a curated record.